Molecule: messenger RNA, 1375 nt
Organism: Hypoxylon trugodes
Lineage: Eukaryota; Fungi; Ascomycota; Sordariomycetes; Xylariales; Hypoxylaceae
Exons: 1
Coding region: 271-1344 (357 amino acids)
Biological process (GO): RNA splicing; generation of catalytic spliceosome for second transesterification step
Cellular component (GO): U5 snRNP; U4/U6 x U5 tri-snRNP complex; U2-type post-spliceosomal complex
Source: RefSeq, a predicted model, not a curated record
ACUUUCUCCAGGGCUCCAUAGUGUGUUUCUUUUCCCCAUAGAUAAUUCAAUUAGUGAAUCCCGCCUGCCAUCCCCUCCAAUCUUCAUACCUAAAUAAUUCAAAUAAUUCAUACAAAAACACCAUUCUUCAACACACCCAAUUAUCUACGAGCCCAUACCGUCGAUCAUAUAGCUGAAACUUAUUCCCAUUUAAAACCCCAAUCCAACAAUCCAUAACACCACACCCCCAUAGUGAUCCGCGUCCCGCGACGCCCCAACACACCUAUCACCAUGGACUUCGCAGCCCUCAUGUCCAAAGAACUGGCCAAGGCAUCUCCUAAACCCACCGAUGAUUCAUCCUCCACCAGCAAAAAAUACAUCCGCCGUUCCGAAGCCGAGGCUCAACGCGAAGCAGCCUACCUCGCGGAACAAAAAGCGCUUGAGGAAAAGCGCCAAGCCAAAGCCUUGGAAAAGCGCAAACGCGACGAAGAAGCCGCCACCGAGUCUCGUGCGCGGGAAGAAAAACGGCGGAAGCUCGAAGAAGAAACACGACGCAGACGAGAAGAGCAAGCCGCGGAGGAAGAACGGCAGCGACGGAAACGAUUGGGACUCCCGGAGUUGGUGAAGGAGGAUAGUGCGAAUGGAAGUCGCGAGGGCAGUGUGGAGGAAGAAGAUAUACCCGAUGAUGAACUCGUAGCUAAGCUGCGCGAGUUGGGACACCCAGUUACGCUGUUCGGGGAGACGCAUCGCGCGAGGUUGAAGAGGUAUAAACGUCUCACUACUACGGUGACGGCAGGCCCCAUACCGACGACGCUGAAGUUGGUUGAGGAGAAGGAUAUGAAAGUCGACGCGGCCUCGAUACCGCAAGACAAGGCUGGACGACAGUACUUAUUCCGACAAUUGGCAUCGUAUUUUACGAUGGUACUUCGAGAAUGGGAGGCAGCGCUCGCGCGGGAAGAACGAGAACGAGACUCUCGCGAUACGUUCGCGGGGAAGGCUGCUGUCAACGCUAUGGUAUCGAGUCGGGAUAAUAUGGUCCCUCUAUUCCGACGGUUUGAGAAAGGCGAUCUGGAAGACGACAUCAUAAAACCCGUGGUCGAGAUUGUACAAGCAGCACAAGAACGGCGUUACGUCGAUGCCAAUGAUGGAUACCUACGACUAAGUAUCGGUAAGGCAGCAUGGCCUAUCGGUGUUACAAUGGUGGGUAUCCACGAGCGAAGUGCGCGAGAAAAGUUGCAUGAUGGUGAGAGGGGUCACAUUAUGAGUGAUGAAGUUACGAGGAAGUACUUGCAGAGUAUUAAAAGGUGUCUUACGUUCGCUCAAGUGCGAUGGCCACCUGAAGAUAUCAGACAGUUGAUGGGAUAAUGCGGUAGAUUAUAGAAUAAGAAUAUAUCUA